AUGUGCGCCCAGUUCGACCGCAGAGUCGCAAAAACGCACAAACCCACAAAGAACCAGACUCUCAAAUUCCCGAUCGAUACUUCCCGGAUACAAGCAACCGAUAAGAUGCUUUCCACUACAAUCCUCUUCGCACUCACCCUCACAGGCGCGCUGGCCGCGCCGGCACCUGCCCUCGAGGCACGCGGCGAAAUCGCCGCCGACCAAAGCUCCUGCAAAGGCUACCAGAGCACAUGGAAUAUGAAUGAAUCAAUCUACCAGGUAGUGGUUGGUCGUCCUUACCUUGGCGGCGACCGAUGCCCCGAGAUCAAGUCCAAAGUCUCCGCGAUCUACGAUCUCAAGAGACUCAAGUGCAGCGGCUCAAGCAAAAACAAGAACACCAAGCUCACAAUAGUGUCCAACAUGAGCCAGGACAACCAGUACAACAUCAACAAGGCAUUGCACAAUGCAUAUCCCGAGAUUACCUUCAACUGUGACACGAACUUGUCCAUGGAUUUCAAGUAA
Fulvia fulva is the source of this 501-nucleotide messenger RNA. RefSeq lists its product as uncharacterized. Bases 1 to 501 code for a protein of 166 amino acids. Lineage: Eukaryota; Fungi; Ascomycota; Dothideomycetes; Mycosphaerellales; Mycosphaerellaceae. The record is from RefSeq and is a predicted model, not a curated record. The transcript has a single exon.